CAAUAAAUUACCUUCUGAAGACUAGACUUGCGCCCCGUCCUGCAGCACCCAACUUCGUCUCCUGCAAACCAACACGACUUGUGCAACUCCGGGUAUAUCGGCGACUACGCCUACAUAUUAGUUUACUGUCACCAAAUGGCACCCUCUACCAAGAUUUUCUCCCUUGAGGGGAGGGGCCUGAAGCUGGACACGGCCGAGGACCUCGAGCCUCACAUUGCCGAUCUUCGCGCCACGGCCGAUAUCGAGGAAGUGCGCAUUCUCGGUAACACGCUCGGCGUCGGCGCAUGCAAAUUGCUCGGCGAAGUUCUGGGGACGAAGAAGACGUUGCGUGUUGCCAACCUCGCUGACAUCUUCACCGGCCGCCUCCUCAACGAAAUCCCCGAAGCGCUUUCCUUCCUCCUUAACUCGAUCCUCAACCUCCCGAACCUCAACACCAUCAAUCUCAACGAUAACGCCUUCGGCCUGAACACCCAAGCGCCCCUGGUCGCAUUCCUGGCUGCGCACGUGCCCCUCCAGCACCUCUACCUCAACAACAACGGUCUCGGCCCGCACGCCGGAAUCUUGAUCGCCGAUGCGCUCUCGGAACUGCAUGGCAAGAAAGAGGAGGCACGCAAGAAUGGUCAGCAAGUCCCCAACCUCGACACAGUCAUCUGUGGUCGCAACCGGCUCGAAAACGGCAGCAUGGCGGCAUGGGCCAAGGCGUUUAAGCUACACAACAAGGUCAAGGAGAUCAAGAUGGUCCAGAACGGUAUCCGUCAGGAGGGUAUCUCGCAUCUGUUGAGCGAGGGCCUGCGCCAUACCUCGCAGCUCGAGGUGCUCGACCUGCAAGACAACACAUUCACCCUCCUAGGUGCCAGGGCGCUGGCGGCAGUCGCGCCUGGCUGGGCUGAGCUGAUUGAGCUGGGCAUCGGCGACUCGCUGCUCGGCGCAAAGGGCGGUGUGCUCCUAGCCAAGUCGCUUGGGAAGGGGAAGAACACAAAGCUCCAGAUCCUGCGACUUCAGUACAACGAGAUCACUGCGCCCGGCGUCAAGGCGUUGGCCGAGGCCGCGGAGGCGCUGCCGGUUCUCAAGAAGCUGGAGCUCAACGGCAACAAGUUCACCGAGGACGACGAGUCAAUUAUUGCGCUGCAAGACCUCUUCGAGGCGCGCAAGGAGAAGCAAGCCGGUGAUAUCGUCAUCGAGGAUGACUGGGGCCUCGAUAGCUUGAGCGACCUGGAAGAGGAGUCCGAGGGCGAGGAAGAGGAGGAAGAGGAGGAGGAAGAAGACGUCGAGGCUGAGGAUAAGGCUGAGAAGUUCAUCAAGGAGGCCAAGGAGGCGCACGCGGAGCCAGUUGCCCAACAAAAGGACAAGGAGGUCGAUGCGCUGGCUGAGAAGUUGGGCAAGGCGGCAAUCUAAAGACCAUGGCCACUAGAGCAGAUGGAUGGUGUCUUCACGGCCGCCUCAGGAAUACAGACGAUACCCAACACCACUUGGUAAACAGGAGUUUGACAGACGGCUAUAGAGUACGAGUAUUGCGUUGGAUGGCGAGUAUGACCGCCAUAACUUAAGCAGCGAUGCAAAUAUCACAUCAGUCAGACUAACGUAGGUGAUACUGCAUUGCGAAACUGUGGGCUGUUCUACAAUGGUCGGGUCUUUCAUGGCUUUCCGGAAACGGACUGUUAACUGGUCUGUGGAGUGGCUGUGGUAGCAAUCGGAAUCACACCACCACCAAUGUCUCCUGAGCCGAGCUCACCACUUCUAGGUAUCGCUACCGCAAAC
Messenger RNA from Chaetomium fimeti, 1758 nucleotides. RefSeq lists its product as uncharacterized. Gene Ontology annotation, molecular function: small GTPase binding; GTPase activator activity. The record is from RefSeq and is a predicted model, not a curated record. Bases 136 to 1395 code for a protein of 419 amino acids. Gene Ontology annotation, cellular component: nucleus; cytosol; perinuclear region of cytoplasm. Lineage: Eukaryota; Fungi; Ascomycota; Sordariomycetes; Sordariales; Chaetomiaceae. Gene Ontology annotation, biological process: activation of GTPase activity; nucleocytoplasmic transport. The transcript is spliced from 2 exons.